Messenger RNA from Caenorhabditis auriculariae, 2747 nucleotides. The record is from the annotation of a GenBank genome assembly. NCBI's taxonomy places the organism in Eukaryota, Metazoa, Nematoda, Chromadorea, Rhabditida, Rhabditidae.
AUGUUGCACCCGAACGGAGCAUUAGAGGACGAACUCGAUGAAGUGCCUACAGAGCGUGACCAAAAACCCAGAAUUAAUUCCACCAACUCUUGUGGCUGCAUGUCUUUGAAUCUUUGAACUUUCCACCAUCACUUUCGGCACUUGUUCUUUUAUGAAACUGGAACAGAACGGAAGAAAAUUUUUUUCCGCGCGGUUUUUCAAUACUUUUCGUGCUCUUCUGGUUCAAACAAAAAACUGAGAACAACAAAUGAAACCGUUAUUCAACUUGACUCACCUGAAAUUCCGCCAAUAUAACUUCCUGAACGAAACAUUCUUUUCGUAGCAAGCAUUAAUAGAAAACGCUUAUAAACGGAAAAACUUUUAAAUUUUUGAAUCUUUAUCGGUGCGUAUGUCGAAUACUGUAAAGUUUGUUUUUAUUCUCAAUUUAACUGUGUUGUCUCACCAGUAUGAAGAUUUCAUAAAAAAUCAUAUACUUUUGUAAGUUUUUCGUCCACAAAAAUUUUUGAUCAUUAAUACCGCAGAAAACUGAACGAUUCUGUUGAUCCCUGCGACGAUUUCUAUGACCACGUCUGCCCCAUGGGCAUAAGACAAGAAGAUUCAUUCAGUAGCUUAGCAACAGCUGUCUUCAACAAAGAACUCGAUGAAGUAGCUACAGAAUUUGAUGACUUCACGGUAUUUAUUUUUUGACUUUGUGAACAUUUCGUGUAAAGUUUUCAUCCCGUGUAUAGUCUUUACUUGGAGGGGUCGCUCUCAUUCUGAUACUUUCGCCUAGAACACUGUCUACAAACUCCAGCACAAGCUUCGCACCAUUCUGAGCUUGUAAAGGCGCAGAAGAACGAGGCAAAGGACUGUAAGACCAUGGUUUCAACUUGUAAGACCAUGUCCCCAAAUACACGUUCGAACUUCUAGUUCGCCGAAGGCGGUUGAUCAUUAUAACUUAAAAAGUUCUUGCUUUUCGCCUAGCCCACAACAUCUUACUAAAAAAAUAAACGAUUUGAUUGAUUGAUUUGAACAUCAUCAUUAAAUGAGUCAUUGCAGAAAGAUCUCAAAUCACAGUUGAAAAGUCGAUCAAUGGUGGAUCAACUUCUGGAGAUGUGAGAGAUUUUGAUCAUUUUUUUUGCAAACUUUAUUUUCUUACAGAUGUUACAAACCUGGAGUUGGAAAACUUCUAGCUCUUACUGUUGCCCGAGCAGCGUUCCCCACGUUUCCUCUUGCUGCAAAUUCCAACUGCGAAUCAAUCGCUUUCCUUUUUGGUUACACAACUACGCAAAACGAAUUGUCUGAGACUGUAAGUUGAGCUUCUCUUCAAUGGAGUCACAUCAAUUUUCAGUUUUUUGAUGUGAUACACUUGUUAUUGGACACGCCCAGAAUUUUGAAAUCAUUCAGAAGCAGCUCGUUCACCGAAUCUAGGGCCAUUUCUUUUGAACUUUACAAGAACUUAACUCUUGAGCUUCAACAAGAAAUACAAGUUGGUUCCGUCGCAGUUCGGAAAACUUUUCCUUUUCACAGAAUACCCCAUGGGUCGCCUACCAUAACGGCACUGUUGCUUUAACAGAGUUUUUAGCCAAAAAAAUGUCCUAUUUCACAGUGGACGACUCUUUAUUGGAAAAGUGGGAGCAAUAUUAUAGAGAAACAGCUGAAAUUUACAGGUAAGGUUUUUUUUCAGAAUAGGAAAAACUACUAAAUUCAGAAAAGAUAACUGUUCUCUUGUCUGUAUCUUCCUCGAAGUCUUCUCGAAACUUAUAGGAGAACUUUAUAUGAGUACCGAAGUCGCAUUUCUUGGAAUGGUCCGAUCUCAGAAUGCUUUUAACAAUGUGUGUGUGUGUGUGUGGUAACACGUUUUUUAUGAGUUUCAUUUUUCAGCAAAAUGAAGUAAUACUUACUCCUGCGACCCAACUACUUGCCUUAACACCGAACAAAGCUCGAAUGGUAAAUUUUUUCUGAUCAUGCAUAAUAGGCUUUUAUUAAUUUCAGCUAGGAACCAUAGGUGUGACGUUUGCGCACGAGAUAAUGCAUUCUUUCUAUGUUACUUAUAGUUCCGAAUAUCUGGCGCAGUUUUGGACAAACUCUUCGGGUUGCGUCAAGGAACAGUAUAAAGCAACUUGUGAAGAGUUUGCAGGGGUGAGGGGAAUAUUUUUCAUCUAAACUGUUUUUGGAAUAUGAAAACUUCGAAAGAUAAAAUUCAACUGAGUUUUCUUUCCCUUCUUCAAAACUACAGUCUCAUAAGUUUCAGUGAAUAAGAUUAUUGAGGAAAAAAAUGCGUCGGAGGUACGAAUGAAACGAACGAAGAAGAUGGAGCCGAUAUGGCUGGUAUACGAUUGAUUCACUCCUACUUCAAAAAAAUUAUUUGGAAAAAAAGAGGUUGUUGAGAAAAAAACUUUUUCUAAAUGUGAAUGUUUUAGAAGUCCGACAUAAGAGGAAUUACUACACCGCAAAUGUUUUUCUACUCUUUAGCAGCUAAGUACUGCUCAAACGUAUUUCAAAAUACUCAAAACUUUCAAAUAAAAAAACUGUUUUAGGCGAAGAAUAGGUAUGGUUAUCCAAAGGACACUCAUUCGGGCAACAAAGUGAGAAUCAAUGCAAUGGCAGCACAAAUGGACGAGUUCAAAGAAGCUUUCCAAUGUGCCGACGGCUCCAGAAUGGUCCGCAGCAAAGUUUGAUUUUGAGAUUUUCGUAUUUAGAGUUAACUAAAUUCUCAGACCGAACACUGUGUGAUUUUUGGAAGAGACGCUCCUGGCACACGCUAA